AUGGCGGACCAUGAGCCGCAGGGCAACCUGCCCAAACGUGAAGGCUUUCAGCUAAACGUGAAUGACGCUUUAACGCCGGAUCCCGGCAAGGAAGGACUUUUCAAGGUCGAGAACAAUCCCUUCGCCUACACACCAGGCCACCUUACAAAACUGCUUAAUCCCAAAAGCCUCGAUGCUUUCUACGCCCUGGGCGGCCUGGAGGGACUAGAGAAAGGAUUACACACAAAUCGCGAUUCCGGUCUCAGCGCCGACGAGAAGAACGUCGAUGGUCAUGUCGCCUUCAAGGAUGUCGCUCCCCAAGGAACUCCGCAAUACGGCCAGCAUGGCGACAACGUGCCCUUUGCUUCAGACAAACACGAUGCUUCCAUUCCGGAACCGCUUCCGCUCGACCAUAAAGCCGGGGAAAGCUAUGCCGAUCGCCGCCGCGUUUACAGGGAAAACCGAUUACCCGAGAAGAAGAGCAAAACACUCCUACAGCUGGCCUGGACUACGUACAACGACAAGGUGUUGAUCCUGCUUACUAUUGCUGCUGUCGUGUCCCUGGCCCUCGGUCUGUACCAGACAUUCGGCGGCAAGCAUGAACCAGGAGAGGCAAAGGUGGAUUGGGUCGAGGGCGUGGCUAUCAUGGUGGCUAUUAUCAUCGUGGUGCUAGUAGGCACGCUCAAUGAUUGGCAGAUGGAGAGGCAGUUCAACCAGCUCAACAAGAAACACAACGACCGCACCGUCAAGGUUAUUCGCUCGGGAAAGUCUGUCGAGAUUUCCGUUUUCGACGUCAUGGUGGGCGACGUAAUGCAUCUGUUUGCAGGCGAUCUUAUUCCCGUUGACGGCAUUUUCAUCAACGGCCAUGGUGUCAAAUGCGACGAGAGCUCCGCCACGGGCGAAUCUGACCUGCUCAAGAAGACGGGCGCUGACGAAGUGUUUGCUGCACUGAAAGACGUCGCCGACGGAAGGACUCCCAGAGAGGACAUCCACAAGCUGGAUCCGUUUAUUAUUUCCGGCAGCAAAGUCAAUGAGGGAACCGGUACCUUUCUCGUAACAGCCGUCGGCAUUUUCUCGAGCUAUGGCCAAAUUUCCAUGGCCAUGCAGACCGAGCAGGAAGACACCCCGCUGCAGAAGAAGUUGAACACUCUCGCCGAUUGGAUCGCCAAGUUUGGUGGUGGCGCAGCGCUUGUCCUCUUCAUUGUUUUGUUCAUCAAGUUUUGUGUCCAGUUGCCGGGCAACCACGAAUCGGCGGACCAAAAGGGACAGGCCUUUUUACGCAUCUUCAUCACUUCUGUCACGGUUGUUGUUGUCGCUGUCCCAGAGGGUCUUCCUCUGGCAGUGACGCUGGCCCUCGCGUUUGCAACCACUCGAAUGAUGAAGGACAACAAUCUUGUCCGCGUGCUCAAGGCCUGUGAGACCAUGGGUAACGCGACAACGGUAUGUUCCGACAAGACUGGAACCCUGACUCAGAACAAGAUGACGGUGGUUGCGACCACUCUUGGCAAGAGUCUCAGCUUUGGCGGCACGGAUAAGCCGUUGGAAGAGCCUGAGUCGGACAAAGAGAAGGGACCGGAGGCGAUGACCGCCCCGAAUAGCGUGCCGAACAUGCCCGUGACCGACUUUGCCAGCGAACUCAGCAAGACGACCAAGAAGAUUCUCAACCAAGCCAAUGCCGUUAAUUCGACCGCGUUCGAGGGUGAUGAGGAUGGCGAGAAGACGUUUAUCGGUUCCAAAACUGAGGUGGCUCUGCUCACGUUCUGCCGUGACCAUCUCGGGGCCGCACCGGUGGAGGAGGAGCGCAAGAAUGCUGAUAUUGUCCAGGUCGUUCCUUUCGAUUCGAAGUAUAAGCUGAUGGCCACCGUCGUUAAACUUCCGAACGGCAAAUAUCGCGCAUACGUCAAGGGUGCUUCCGAAAUUCUUCUCAAGCAAUGCUCCACGGUUAUUGCCAACCCGAACGAGGACGAAAUACGUACUGUCGAGAUUACCGAUGAAGAUCGCAAGAUGUUCUUACACACUAUCGCCUCAUAUGCCGGCCAAACCCUUCGUACGAUUGGUUCCUCCUACCGUGAAUUCGACAACUGGCCCCCUCCGGAGCUCGAAGGCCACGAAGAACUGACGGCCGACGAAUUCGCCAAGGUCCAUCAUGACAUGACGCUCGUAGCCAUCUUUGGCAUCAAAGAUCCCUUGCGUCCGCAGGUCAUUGGUGCCAUCAAGGACUGUAACCGCGCUGGCGUGUACGUUCGUAUGGUGACUGGCGAUAAUCUCUUGACCGGCAGCGCAAUCGCAAAGGAAUGCGGUAUCUACAAGCCCGAGGAGGGUGGAAUUGCCAUGGAGGGCCCUGAUUUCCGAAGACUAUCCGAAGAUAAGCUCCUCGAAGUCGUACCGAAUCUCCAGGUGCUCGCUCGCUCCAGCCCCGAGGACAAGAAAAUCCUUGUUCGUACUCUUAAGCAGCUGGGAGAGACGGUGGCGGUCACUGGCGAUGGAACGAACGACGCGCCAGCUCUCAAGAUGGCGGAUAUUGGCUUUGCCAUGGGUAUUGCUGGCACGGAAGUCGCAAAGGAGGCUGCUUCCAUCAUUUUGAUGGACGAUAACUUUGCGUCCAUUGUCAAGGGUAUCAGCUGGGGUCGUGCGGUGAAUGAUGCCGUGAAGAAGUUUUUGCAGGUAAGCACUGUGCUCUUGGCCCAAAUGCUGGCUAAGCUAACGAGAUGUCAACAGUUCCAACUUACCGUCAACAUUACGGCCGUAGCCUUGACCUUUAUCUCCGCCGUUUCCAACGACGAAGAACAGUCCGUCCUGAACGCAGUUCAGCUUCUCUGGGUGAAUCUGAUCAUGGACACCUUCGCGGCUCUUGCCUUGGCAACCGACCCUCCUUCACACACCGUCCUCGACCGCAAGCCGGAUCGCAAAUCCGCGCCGUUGAUCACCACCAGGAUGUGGAAGAUGAUUAUUGGUCAGGCUAUUGCCCAACUCGCCAUCACUCUCUGCCUCUACUUUGGUGGCCGUUCCCUCCUCGGCUACAAUAUGUCGGACCCCACUGAAUCCAAACGCCACAGCACCUUUGUUUUCAACACCUUCGUCUGGCUCCAGAUCUUCAACGAACUGAACAACCGCCGUCUCGACAACAGGCUCAACAUCUUCGAGGGCAUUACGCGCAACUACUUCUUCUGGGUCAUCAACGCCAUCAUGAUCGGCGGACAAGUUCUCAUCAUCUUCGUCGGCGGGGAAGCCUUCAAGAUUACUCGUCUGAACGGCAAGGAAUGGGGCAUGUCUAUCGGGCUCGGUGCCAUUUCCGUUCCCUGGGGUGCGUUGAUCCGCAAGUUCCCCGAUCGCUGGGCCGAGGCCAUCGUGCCGCAUGUGCAUAUCCCGAUGCCCAAGAUCUUUAAGCGCAAGAAGAAGGAGGAAGCGGAUCCCGAGAAGCAGGGACUGGAGAGACCACCCCCACCUCCGGGUAGAGUACAUACUGGACUCAGAAGUCAAAGAGCGAGGGUGCACAGUUCGAGGUUGGGCAGGAGUUGGUCUUAG
Molecule: messenger RNA, 3504 nt
Organism: Sordaria macrospora k-hell
Lineage: Eukaryota; Fungi; Ascomycota; Sordariomycetes; Sordariales; Sordariaceae
Source: RefSeq, a predicted model, not a curated record